GGGUGGCCGGGUCGCUAAAUCGUUGUUUAGCUCUCAGUCCCGGAUUGACUGUUGCUGGGGUACCAACCCGACUAUCUUUUCUGUAGAAAGCUCUUUCAGUGGGUAGUAAUUCCUUGUGUAUCAAAUUGUAACUUUUGAAAAUAAUAAUUUUUCAUUCUUCCCGCAAUUUUAUCAUACAUUUUACAACACUGUGUGACCCAAAUUGCAAAUAAAUAAAUUUUUUGUGUGAAAAAAUUACAAGUGAAAAUCGUCCAUUUACUCUCUCUCCGCUAAUAAGAAAUAAUCCCUUUUACAUCCUUAUGGAUUUCCUGCUAAGAACAAGAAAAUUCGGACAAGCUGUGUGAAUGCGGAAGUGAAAAAAGUAUAUAUAGUUGAAAAUAGACGUUUAUCUAUUUGAUUUUUAUUCGUGAAUUUUUGUUUUUAUUUUAAUUUACGAAGAAAGUAAAAAAAGGAAAUCAAUGAAAAAUUUGAUCUUGAACAAUGAUACAGCAACAGGACUGUGGGAAAUUGAUUUGGUGGUGUCGUCAAUGUAGAAAUUCUAAAAUUCAAUAACAGUGGGAUUAUUAUUUUUCAAUUAAUCAACAUUGUGGAAAUUAAUUGUGUGGUGUUCAUUGUGUAGUCAGUGGUUGAUAAAUUGAAAGAGGCAAGCGUGGCGGGCCCGCAGAUUAGGCGUCUAGGCUCCUGGGGCCUGUGUCAUGCACGCCAGCACGACAACAGAUCGGGGCGGGGGUGGCGGUGGCGGGUCAUGGCGUUUACCUCUAGACGAAACACUACAAGUACAGGAUCCCAAGUCGAAAGAAGAGGAUCUAGCAUAUACUCAAGAGGGUCACAACUGGCGAAGCAUAAUAUUCUCACUUCUCGUAAUUGGAUUCGUGAUAGCAGGCAUUGUAACAGCAAUUUACCUUUUAGGAUACGUAGACGAAUUACUAUACUGGUCAGGAAGAAGAAUGAUAUUAGAUGAAUAUAUACAAGGCGACCUGGAACCAGAUCGUUUGAGACCCACUUGGGUUACUCGUAGUAAAUUCGUUUUUCAAUCUGAUGAUGGAGGCCUUGCUGUUCUUGACACUGCCAAUGAUUCGGUUACAACACUCGUUACAAAUCAUACACUGAGGCAAUUGAAUGUUAAAGGUUAUCAAUGUUCUUCAGAUCUACGUUAUGUUUUAUUUAAACACAACGUCAAACAGGUGUUUCGAAAUUCUCUGACAGCUUUUUAUACAGUUUACGAUGUGACAAAUGAUCAUCAUAUGCCAGUUACGUUGAAGGAUUCACCAAAAGUACAACGCACUCGUCUCCAGUUUGCAACGUGGCUGGGGAACACAACCGCCUUGGUAAUUAUCGCUGACAACGAUAUUUACCUUCGACAAUCACCCUCCGAUGAGGAGGAUAUUCGUUUGACAAAUACUGGUCAGACGGACACUAUUUACAAUGGCGUUCCAGACUGGUUAUAUCAAGAGGAAAUAUUUUCCUCGUCCGAAGCUAUAUGGGGAUCAUCGGAUGGAACUCAUAUCAUGUACAUCUCAUUCAACGAUUCCAGCGUAAAUAUGAUGUUAUAUCCGUGGUUUUCCUCUAGUCUAAUGGUUGCUUCAGGUGGUGUUACAAGUAGUGCAAUUUUUCCUGAAACACAUACUCUACGUUAUCCUACGCCGGGUACAGCAAAUCCUGAAGUUGAACUAUGGAUUCUGGAUCUAACCAAUGUGUCGGACAUUCAGCGUUCUCGUGUGAAGCCACCACUAUCAUUGGAUGGGCAUGAAUACUACCUAACAUCUGCUGAGUGGGUUUCAUCAAAUCAUCAAAUAUCUGUUGUAUGGAUAACACGUGCGCAAAAUCUCAGUAUUGUAUCCAUUUGUAUUGCACCAAAUUGGACUUGCAUUGAGACACAUUCAGAAACUGCACCAGAAAAUGAAUGGUUAGAUAUUCUACCACAUCCAGUUUUCUCCCUCGAUGGUGACAGUUUUCUCACCCUGGCGGGAAUCCAGGAAACGGGCACAGAACAUUUUACUCAUAUCAAACACGUCACAAUUACCCAACAGCGCCUUUCUGUGAUUUCACAUGGAAGAUAUGAGCAAGUAGCUGUGAUAACACAUGGUAAACAACUUCAUCAGGUUCUCCGUAUUUUGGCAUGGGAUAUGGUGAAUCACUUGGUUUAUUACUUAGGCACACAGGACAAAAAGCCCGGUCAGAAGCAUUUAUAUGUUGUACGAGAUCCUGUAAAUGAGGAUGUUCGAAGGUCUGAACCACAAUGCAUAACCUGCGAUUUAGGUGAAGUUCUGUGGAGUAGUCGAUACUACUAUAGCAAUUGUACCCACUUUGAAGUUCAUAUGACUCCAGUUUCUUCCAUUUCAUCAGAUUUAGGAAUUGAAUAUUAUAUCUUGGAGUGCCUAGGUCCAGGACUUCCUUUAUCAGGAGUUCAUUCAGCAGAGACCCAUCGUCUUGUACGUAUUCUAUAUGACACACGACCGUAUUAUACCGAGAGACUGCAAAAACUUGCUCUUCCCACUAGUCGUUCCUAUGAAAUUGCAUUGUUGCACGGUACACGGGCUCAGGUGCAAAUUCUCCUCCCGCCAAGUUGGCGUGAGGAAUUACGCGAUGCUGCAUUUCCCGUACUUGUUGAAGUCAAUGGCAGACCUGGAUCGUUAACCGUUUCGGAUAAAUUUAGAAUUGACUGGGGUACUUACAUGUCCAGUCGCAACGAUGUUGUAUAUAUUCGACUAGAUGUACGUGGUUCUAAAGGCCAAAGUAAAUCCGCCCUUUAUCGACACUUGGGCGGAGUAGAGGUACAAGAUCAACUUGCCGUAUUAAGAUAUCUGCUGGAUUCUCUGAAAUUCCUCGAUGAGACACGAGUGGGUGUGUGGGGUUGGGGCUAUGGAGGAUAUGUAACAACUAUGUUAUUAGGAUCACAGCAGAGUGUGUUCAAAUGCGGCAUUGCAGUGUCUCCCAUAACAGAUUGGCUCUAUUAUAAUUCUGCUUUCACGGAAAAGAUACUCGGAUUGCCAGCUGAAAAUUAUAAAAGCUAUGUGGAAGCAGAUGCCACACAACGAGCUCGUCAUAUUCCAUCUAAUUCGUUCUUCCUUUUACACGGACUUGCUGACAAUUCAGUUCCCUAUUUACAUGGAAUUCAGUUGGCCAGAGCACUCACAGAAGCUGGAGUACUCUUUCGAUAUCAAAGUUACGCAGACGAAGGACAUAAGCUAACAGGAGUUGUAGAACAUGUUUAUCGUUCUAUGGAGCACUACCUUCGAGAUUGCUUAAUACUCGACCCAGACGAUUCUAGACCUAAGAAAAAUACCGAGUGAUGGAAAAUAUUACGUUUCUUUUUAUAAAUGAAAAAUGGUGGAGUGUUAUAUAUUCACAAUAUCGAGAGGAAAAGGUGAGUGAAUGAGAAAAUGUUUUGAGCAUUAAAAGAGAUUUUCACUUUAUCUCUCGUUGUUAUGGGUAUAUAUAGUUACAAUAUACCUAAAUUCAUUGAAAUCAAAAUAACGAAAAUUGUAUAUCAAAAAGAAGAAGAAAAAAAAACAAAAUAACUUCACAUUAAUACUGUAAAACUAUUUAUGCGUAACUUAACUUAUUCUUGUAAUUAUUAUUUUUUUCUCAUAGUUACAUAAAAAAUAUUUUUUGCAUCACUCUCCAUUAAUGCUAUUUGUGAAAUGUGAGAUUUAAAUGACGGAAGAAUUAAGGAAGUAAAAAAGACACGUUUUUUCAUAGAAAUUAUUAUCUAUUAAAUACAUUACAAAAAAAAGGAUGAAUAUAAGAUGGAAAAAAGUAAAAAAUAUGUUUAAAAUGUUAACAAAUAAAGUGCUUUAAACAGUAAUCCGUACUUAAAGGGAAAAAUAUCGAAAUAUGUAAUAGGCAUAUAGAGAAAACUAUUUCGAUUUUAAAUUAUCUUUUAUCUUUCUAUCAUAUUAAUAACAUAAAAUUUACCAUAGAAACAGUUUAAUAAAAGUGAAAUAAUUUCAAGAAAAAAAAAUACAUUCAUCUGAUCAAUUUUUCCAAAAUACUUAAUAGCAAUAUGACAAGUUGCAAUGCAUAGAAAGCAGAAGAUUUAAUGCACUAUUUCAUUGUCAAUUAUUUUGUACAAUAAUAUUAAAAAAAAAAAAAACGAAAAACAAAAUUGUGUCCACUUUGGAGUGACAUUCAUAACUUUGGGUCUAAUGCCUUUAGGAGGUUAAUAAUAGUGCGGGUAUAUAGCAAAAAAGUUUAGGUCAGUACAUUAGUAGCCGAAACUACAACUUUUACAUAAAGAAUUCAUGUAUGUACUUUUCUUGCCAGAAACUCCGUCUGCUUUGAACUCUUUCAGCACACUACAACGAUAAAUCUUUCUGGGGUGAUAUAGUGAAGGGGCAAACAUGAUGUAUCCAUCGAAAGUUCAAGCAAGAUGAAAUGAUACACGACAUUUUAUUUUCAAUCCGAAUAAUAACAGAGUGAUAGGAAUCUGUGAUAUUUUUGUUAAGAUUUCAGAAUUAUUCUUUAUUUUUAUUUUAUUAAAAAAUAAAUUAUUAUAUUUUGUAAAAUAUUCUACUUAGACAUUAUUUUACAAAUAUUUAUUUAACAACGAUGAAAAAAUGUUUUAUCCUCUAAAUAUUUGUUAAAUAUGUUGUAAAAAUCAUUAUAAUCCCUAUCAUAAAAAACUGUUGAAAAGAAAAUACAAAUAAAUCAAAAAAUCACAGGAAUGUAAAAGUGUAGCACUUUCAGGUUUUAGAAUUUAGCAGGUAACUUUUUCUGUACUUGAUAUAAAUGAAUAUCUAUCUAAAUAUUGCAAAAUAUCUAAAAAUAAAGGCUCUAAUAUAAAUUAAAGUUUUUGUUGAUUUAUGAAAUUUAGAAGUUAAUGAACGUCACUUGAAUUUGGACACAUUUUAUUUAUUUAAAUUUAUUAUGUAUAUAAUAGGUGAUGAAUAUAUUUUCGUUGAUAGGAGAGACUGGAGCUAAAUAGGUCAUUUGGAAAUGUUUGACAUUGAAGGGCUUUUAGCAAAUUUCCCGUUUGCGUAAUGAUUUUUUUAAAAUUGAUUUUUAAUCUUUAAUUUCGUCUAUGCGGGCGAUUUUGUCUAAAAUCUUUUUGUUUUCCUAUUAUUUUAAAGUUGUAAUAUUUUCAUUAUUCUGUGAAAAAUGUUACAAGAUAUUGAUUGUUGUUUCUUUCUUUAGUCGUGUUAUAAAAGAAAAAAAAAUACUUUUCAAGAAUUUCUUUAGGAACUUUCUUAAAGAUGUUUAGAAAUGUAAAUCUUUGUUUUUUUUUCUUUUAUAUCACGUCAACAGAAUGAUUUAAAAAAUAAACUGACAAAAUCUUACAGCUUUCUUAAUGUGAGAAAAGAAAAUAAUUUUUUUUUAACACAAACGACUCUUUUACCCUUUAGAAUUCUUUUUAGAUUGUAACAAACUUCAAAAAAAAUCAAUUUAAUCCACAUUGACUCACUUAUCUCCGGUCUAUAGAAAAAAGUUUAAAAAGGAACGAUGUUUAAGGAUAAAAGUAAAAAAAAAUCGGAUACUUUUUGAAUAAUUUCUUCUUUUUUUCUCCAUCCGAUAUGGUUAUCACUUAUGCAUGUAACAGUAAAACUGAAAAUUAUACAUUAAAGUAUGGUUGUGAGUAGCAAAAUAAAACCUAUGUUUAAAUGUUAUUAAAAAAUGGAAGUAAAAAAAAUUAAAGUAAUAAGUUUAAAAGGAAAAUUGUAAAGAAAUGUACAAUAGAAUAUUGAAAAUUUUUAUCACCAGUUGUUCUCCCCUCCCCCCAAGACUUACACAUGCAAAAUGUAGGAAUAAAAAUACUUUUAUCAGUUUGAAAUUGUAUAGGCAAUAAUAGAAUCCAUUGCUUCCGAUUAAAGUAAGUCUAAAAUAUAAAUUAAUUGUAUCUAUAUAUUAAAUAUGAGUAUACCCUCCCCUUACAAAUAUAGGAUAUAGUUAAUUUUAAAGUGGAAAAUUUCGAGAAAAAAAGUGUUGUGCUUCCGACAAAUCACAGCUAUAUUGCAAAAUAGAAUAAAAGUAAAAAAAAAAAGGGGAAAUUUUGCAGAUUACAAUUAACUACAUAUUCCCUAUAUUGUGAGUAAACACGGUUGUUGAAUUAAAAGAAAGAAAAAUAAUUUUGUAGUAAAAUCCCAGUUAGUGAUUAUGCCUAUGUCUUCAAAUUAUUUUGUAUGGUUGUGUUUUGAGCUAAAACUAUGUUAAAUUUUUACUUAAAAUAAAAAUGCCUAAUUUUCUUUUUAAAAAAACAUUGAAAAAAAAUCGUUAAGCUCUUAAUGCAAUAUCUUACUGUAAAACAAACGUGGGUUCGAUUACAUUAAUAUAUAGAUAAAUAGUCACGAUAUGGAUAGUGUGGGAUAUUAAAAUGCAAAACGAAAAAAAAAAUAGGAAAAAUUUAAGCAUUUCCACAUUAAAGGCAUUGGAAAUAUUAAACGCUAACUUAAAAAAAUGAAAUUCUUCCCCCCACACUUUAUCGUAAAAUCCAGGGUAAAACCCACAUAGACGUAAAGAAAAUAAAAUGGUAUUCUUUAAUUUUUAAAUAAUUCAAUUCAAUCAAAAUAAAAACACCAUGCUGUGCAAAAAAUAAAGAUUUUUUGACUAUUCUCAUAAAAAAAUCUAACUUUAUCUACAGUAAACAUAAAAAUAUAAUGUAGUUCAAUUAAUUUAAAUCAAAUUUUCUCACGAUUGUACUAUAGAAAGUAAACUAAUGAAUAAAUUAUGAUUUUCAAUAUCUGUAAA
Messenger RNA from Lutzomyia longipalpis, 6684 nucleotides. RefSeq names its product inactive dipeptidyl peptidase 10. Gene Ontology annotation, molecular function: dipeptidyl-peptidase activity; serine-type peptidase activity. The transcript is spliced from 18 exons. The record is from RefSeq and is a predicted model, not a curated record. NCBI's taxonomy places the organism in Eukaryota, Metazoa, Arthropoda, Insecta, Diptera, Psychodidae. Gene Ontology annotation, biological process: proteolysis. The coding region runs from base 696 to 3293 and encodes 865 amino acids.